GAUUGCAUGUUCGCACUUCGUCUUUUCUCACUCAGCCACCCAACAUCGCCUGGGAAGAAGAGGCUGAUCCUGAAGGGCUGGGAUGUCCCACUCUGCAAUCCUCAGGAGCUGGGACCGGAUUUGGCCUUUUACAGAUCGAGAGGCGUUUCCGGGCGAGAAGCAGUGAGGACGGGCAGAGCAUCCCCCCGCGGGCACCCCUGGUGUGAAGACUCUCUCGGCUGACCCACCAGAAGCUCAGGGAGGAUGAUUCCUCACCGUUACUCCUUCCUGGUGCUGUGGCUGCAGCUGGACCGGGCCCUGUCACUUAGCCCAAAUGACCCCAAUGUCUGCAGCUACUGGGAAAGUUUCACAACCGUGUCCAAGGAGUCCUUCGUGCAGCCGUUCGUCCAGGAGUCCACGGAGCCUUGCAGAAGCCCGGCGUGGCUCUCGGCAAAGACCUGUCCUCAGCACAGAGUCCUGUACAAGGCUGCCUACCGGCAAGGGGUAAAAGUGGACUACCGGAGACGCCAUCACUGCUGCCAGGGCUACUACGAGAGCAAGGACAUCUGUGUCCCUCGGUGUACCCAGGAGUGUGUGCAUGGGCGGUGCGUGGCUCCAGACCAAUGCCAGUGUGAGCAAGGAUGGAGGGGCUCGGACUGCUCCAGUGAGUGCAGCAACCAGUCCUGGGGGCCCAACUGUCAGAACCCCUGCCCGUGCUUGAACGGAGGCAGCUGCGACCCCCUGAGCGGGGCCUGCGCUUGCCCCCCUGGCUACCGAGGCCUGCAGUGCCAAGAGCCCUGUGCCACAGGAACCUACGGCCAAGCGUGCCAGCUGGACUGCCACUGCAGGAAUGGCACGGGCUGCAACCACGUGACCGGCGCCUGCCUCUGCUCUCUGGGCUACGCUGGGCCACACUGCGAGGUCUCCUGCUCCAAGAGCACCCAGGGAUUCCAAUGCCCAGACUACUGCCCCUGCCAGAACGGGGGUGUUUGCCACCCCCCCACAUCCAGCAAAUGUGCCUGCCCACCUGGAUGGAUGGGCGACAUCUGCUCCACCCGGUGCCCCAGUGGGCGCUUUGGCUCCAGCUGCCAGGAAGAGUGCCAGUGCCACAACGGAGGCCAGUGUGACCCUGAUUCGGGCCAGUGUCGGUGUGCCCUGGGCUACAUGGGAGAGGAAUGCCGUGAGAAGUGCCCCAUUGGCAAAUAUGGGCAAGACUGUGCCGAGAUCUGUGACUGCGCCAAUGGGGGCCACUGCUUCCACAUCAGCGGGGCCUGCCUGUGCGAGGCCGGGUUCUACGGGAGCCGCUGCGAGGAGCGCAAGUGCCUUCCCGGGCUGUACGGCCUCAGCUGCCGCCUUCCUUGUCUCUGCGACCCUCGGCACACGCAGAGCUGCCACCCCGUCUCCGGAGAAUGCUCCUGCAAGGCCGGGUGGGCCGGCCUGCACUGCAACGAGAUGUGUCCCCAUGGAUAUCACGGCAUCCGAUGCCAGGAUCCCUGCUUGUGCCUGAACAGGGGCACUUGCGAUGCCGAGACGGGGCACUGUGGCUGCCCCCCUGGCUAUACAGACAAGCACUGUGCCAGCCCCUGCCCAGAUGGCACUUACGGGGUGAACUGCUCUCAGGAGUGCAGCUGCCAAAAUGCCUUGGGCUGUUCUCCAGUAGAUGGGGACUGCUUCUGCAAGGAAGGAUGGCAGGGAGCAGACUGUUCUGCCCCCUGCCCUGAGGGCACCUGGGGUGCCGGUUGCAACCAAACCUGCCACUGUGCCAACGGAGCGACCUGCAGCCCCAUCGAUGGAGGAUGCACCUGCACCGCUGGGUGGCAAGGCAGCCAGUGCACGCAGCCAUGCCCGAGCGGGCUCUAUGGCUUGGGCUGCAGCAGGAAGUGUGCCUGUGAAAACGCCGCUGGCUGUGACCCCGUCACCGGACAAUGCCGCUGCCUCCCUGGAUGGAAAGGACCCCGUUGCAGCCAGCCCUGUGCAGAGGGCCUCUGGGGGGAGCAGUGCCACCAGCUGUGCUCAUGCAAGAAUGGCGCCAGCUGUUCCCCCAAGGAUGGGAUCUGUGAGUGCACCCCUGGCUUCCGGGGGCCCCACUGCCAGCGGUCCUGCCAACCCGGCCAUUAUGGCAAGAAGUGCUCUGUGCCCUGCAAGUGUGCCAAUCACUCCAUCUGCCACCCCGUGGACGGCUCCUGUGAUUGUCCUCCCGGGUGGAUGGGCAGCGAUUGCUCUAGACGCUGCUCUCCCGGGUUCUUUGGGAGCAACUGUACCGCCCAGUGCCAAUGCCGGAACGAGGCCUUCUGUGAUCCAGGCACAGGGGGCUGCCUGUGUCCCUCAGGUUAUACCGGAGCGCAUUGUGAGACCAGCAGCCCCGGCCACCCGCUCGCGACGGUCCCGGCCCCGCCAGCCGCCGCCUCCUCCCUGGGUGCCGUGAUUGGCAUCGUCAUCCUGGCCGCCGUGCUGGCCGCCGUGCUGGUGCUUUUCUUCUGCUACCGGCAGCGGCAGAAGGAGGAGAACCAGCACGUUUCCGUGGCCUACACCACAGGGAGGACGGACAGUUCGGAGUACGUCGUCCCUGAUGUGCCUCCCAAUCACACCCACUAUUAUUCCAACCCCAGUUACCACACCCUCUCACCGUGUUCUCCAACCUUCCCCAUCCCAAGCAGCUUGGAGCAGCCUGGCAAGAGCCUGGAGCGGGACUGGUCAGGAUUGCACGGGGCCGACUGCAACGCCACCUUGCCCGGCGACUGGAAGCACCACAGGGGGAGUCCAGCCCUCAGCUGCCCCGGGCACGGGGGAGGCUACCUAGAUCGGAGUUGCAGCUACACUGACAGCCUUGGAAAAUACCGCUGCCAAGUGCACGCCAAGGAGACGCCCUGGGGUCAUAGCGACAGCUCGCUCAGCAGCGAGAACCCCUACGCCACCAUCAACGAUUGUCCGAGCCCCGCUGGCAAGCCCUCAGAGGGCAGCUACAUGGAGAUGAAAUCCCCCCGCAAGCAGAAGUCCUACGCGGAGAUCGGUCUCUUCGAAGGCCCUUCCUGCAGCCUCGAGGCCGAGGGAGAGGAAGCGAACGCUUUGGCUGAGGCAGAAGGCAUAUCGCAAGGGGCUCUGGCCAUCCCCCCCAGCCACUACGAUUCCCCCAAAAACAGCCACAUCCCCAGCCACUAUGAUGUGCCCCCUGUCCGGCACUACCCACCGUCGCCUCCCCUCCGAAGACAAGCCCGGUGAGGCCGCCGCCUGCUCGCUGCCGCCUCUCCCAAGCGACCUCCGCAGGGAAGGACUCAGAGCCAGGAUGACCAGCACAUCUAACUUUGGCCCAGAUUAGCAAUGGACGGUGGGACAGCCUCCGCGGAGAGAAGAGACAGUGGACGUGACUUGGUGUUGGGGGGCUUCGUUCCAGCCCGGCUUCCCCCAGGCUUCCAAGAGAGGAGCCAGCAACCCUCGGCCUCGCCUCCGGACCUCCGUCCUUCCCCACCCUACCCCACCCAUUGCAGAGAGGAAGCACUUCUUGUUCCAGAAAAAGCUGCAGGCAGCAGGGCUGGGCAUCCCAGGAAGACGGUCCCCCAGUUCGAGAUCCCCUCGAGGCCUGUGGAUUCCUUCUGGCAAAGGACAAUGGCUGGAUUUGGGGCUGGUGAGUUAAUUCACUUUGGGAACUUUUCCCCAAGGCCCGUGGGCCUCUCGGACAUUUGCGUUCAGCAGCCAAGGAGGCCCGGAGGCGUGAGCUGGAUCCCCCUCCUCCACCCUCCCAUGGCACCAUCGUGGCCUCCAAGCUCCCCUCGAGAGCCUUUGUGCCACGUGAUAAAAGUUCUCAGCUUCUGGACUUUCUUCAGGGAGAGGGGCAACUCGGCCGGUGAAGCUUCAGACCGUUUGGACUAGAUUGCUGGGGUGCUGUUUUGAAGCCUGGGUUAGGAAGGGGUGCCGGAAGAGGAAACAAAGCCAUUUGCAGGAAAAGAGGAAGCCGCUUGACGCCAAGUUAGAUUUCCAAAGGGGAGGGCUGCAGCCAUGACUGGGUACUGAAACUGGAAUUCAGCCCCAACUGGAAAGGCGCCGUCACUCUUGUCUAACGGGGACCCCCACCACUUCUCCAGUUCUCAAUGGUUUUGCUCAUUUCCAACUCCCCUUUUUGGCAAAAGAAAACCAGUUUGGGGGCAGAGUUGAGCCAGGAGGAGUCCCUGUCACUUUGCCGGCCGAAGAGAACAUCCGGGAACUGGGCUUAGCAGAGUGGAUGGAAGGGAGCGGUCAGGGAGGGAAGCUGCUGCUCUUCUGGGCCCCUCCGACAGCUUAAUAAAACCAUUUGGGUGUUUUUUA
Candoia aspera is the source of this 4278-nucleotide messenger RNA. It is a transcript of the gene PEAR1, whose product is annotated as platelet endothelial aggregation receptor 1. Gene Ontology annotation, molecular function: protein binding. The record is from RefSeq and is a predicted model, not a curated record. The transcript has 22 exons. Bases 244 to 3198 code for a protein of 984 amino acids. Gene Ontology annotation, cellular component: membrane. Lineage: Eukaryota; Metazoa; Chordata; Lepidosauria; Squamata; Candoiidae.